Molecule: messenger RNA, 842 nt
Organism: Echinops telfairi (small Madagascar hedgehog)
Lineage: Eukaryota; Metazoa; Chordata; Mammalia; Afrosoricida; Tenrecidae
Gene: CEBPZOS
Product: CEBPZ opposite strand
Exons: 7
Coding region: 384-626 (80 amino acids)
Source: RefSeq, a predicted model, not a curated record
GUGACCCCACGUGUUCCAGGGACGAAGGGUUCCCUCAGCGCUGCUUAGCAGGCAUCUUAGCAAAACAUCUCCAGGCUUUUUCUUCCAAGGAUGUGCUCAGUGAUUUCCCGGGGGCCAAGGACCUCCCAUCUGAUAGAAGGUGGAAGGAUGAACACAUUUCCUGCCCUUAGGAGUCUCAUUCUUAUAACGGGAGGAGAGGAUGAGAUGCUGACAAAGUUCCUUCCAGAUUUGUGUUCCUUUUCGAAGACAGCCAACCAGCCGUCACGGAGCUGAUUCUUGUGCAUCGUGACCCCGGUGAGCAGAGCGGACCUGCCCUCCAUGGAGCUCUCCAAGCGGCGAUCUCGCGAGAACUAAGUAGGCCUUUUCUCCAAGGUGCUUUCGGGAUGGCCCACCCUAUGAAACCACUGGCAAAGAAGAUCUUGACUGGAGUUUUAGUAGCUGAAGUUGCAGGUGUUGUUGGAGCUUAUUCUUUGUUUAAUAAAAUGAACACAAGCCAAGAUUUCAGACAAACAAUGAACAAGAAAUUUCCCUUCAUCUUGGAAGUUUAUUACAAAUCCAUUGAACAAUCUGGAAUGUAUGGAAUCAGAGAGCAAGAUCAAGAAAAAUGGCUAAAUAGUAAAAGUUAGCAAUUUGGCCCUGAUCAAGACGUACUCAUAAAAGAAACAUCUCAGUGUCAGCCAAGAGUGAAACUCUAAAGCUCUCACGGAUGGGUCUGGGCACGUUUACAGCAAAAUGCAAACUCCAACUACACCGAGAGGUGCUAUGCUUUGAAUUAACUUUUUGAAGGUAUAUUGUUAUAAAUGAAGUUUUGGCUAUAUUAAAAAAACUGUUUUGAAAACAUA